CACAUAUUCAUACUCACCUUCCCUCCCUAACACGCACUGCUACAUUAUAUUAUUAUUAUUAUUAAAAUAAAAAAAUCCUCUCAUAAUUUCCCCCACUACUCCUUUGUCUCGUAGCCUAAAGUACUUAUUUUAUUUAUUCAUUAAAAUUCGGAAAUAAUUAUUUGUGGGCAUUUUAGUUGAAUUUGAAGAUACAAUCACAACAGAAAAGCGUAGGAGAUGAAGAAAAGUGGGAAAGAACAAAAACAGAACAAGAUAGUGAGAAUAAUAACAACACCAAUAAGAGUAUUGGGAAGAGCAAAGGACAUGUACGUAAGAAGCAUAACAAAGUGCGGUAACAACAUGAAUUACAGCAACCCAAUAGAUUCUACUAGUAGAUUUGAGGCUUUACCAAGAAGUUACAGCGCAGUAACAACAAGAUCUGGUGGUGAAAGUGAAGAUUUCGCUGAGCUUAUGAGAGCAGCUUCAGCUAGGACUUUGGUCAACACAAUCGAUGUGGAUUUCGUUAUAAAACAACACCAACAAGAAUCUGACACGUCACGACCCGUUUCUUCAAAUGGGUUGCCUAAAUCCGUUAGUGUUGUUAUGGGUCGGAUUGAUGAGGAAAAAGGCUUCUGAUUUUGGUGACGUGGAUCUUCUUCAUGUUAUCCCAGAACUACAAGUUAUGCUGUUGGAAACACAAGUGUUAAUGUUAUUAUGUAAAUUCACAAAAAUUCCAUGUCUUUUGAGAAUUCAUAUUUGCAAUUUUUUUUUAUUCUGCUCAUUUAUUUCAUUUCCAUGUUUGUCUCCUGAUAAUGAUAUCCUCCUCAAUGCAAUUCAAUGAUUCCUUUUAUCCCA
This is a messenger RNA of Cicer arietinum (chickpea), 834 nucleotides long. RefSeq lists its product as uncharacterized. NCBI's taxonomy places the organism in Eukaryota, Viridiplantae, Streptophyta, Magnoliopsida, Fabales, Fabaceae. The record is from RefSeq and is a predicted model, not a curated record.